Molecule: messenger RNA, 1710 nt
Organism: Rana temporaria (common frog)
Lineage: Eukaryota; Metazoa; Chordata; Amphibia; Anura; Ranidae
Product: piggyBac transposable element-derived protein 4-like
Exons: 1
Coding region: 1-1710 (569 amino acids)
Source: RefSeq, a predicted model, not a curated record
AUGGCAAGUAGGCGGUAUACUGCUGAACAGGCAUAUGCCCUCCUGUGCUCGGACAGCGAACCUGAGUUGGGCUCAGAAGAUGAGAAUUUCAUCUGUGACAGUGAAAGUGACACUUCAGGCAGCUCUUCUGACCAUGAAAGGCCUGUUAAUAGCAGGCAGCAAGAGGAUGUACAGGGUAGCACCCCAUCAGUUGCACAGCCGCUGUACACCUCUCAGUGGAUACCAGCGAGCUCUUUCACCCCUCAAAUACCAACAUUUAUAGCCUCACCAGGCAUAAAUAUCAAUGUUGAAAAUUUUGGCCCUGUGGAUUUCUUCAAGAUAUUUGUGGAUGACGAGCUCCUACAACACAUGGUUGAUCAAACUAAUCUUAAUGUCACCCAGUUUAUAGCAAAACACCCGACAUCUUCUCACAGGAAGAGAUGGGUGCCAACACACCUUACAGAAAUGAAAAUUGUACUGGGUUUGUUACUCAACAUGGGCCUAGUCCGAAAGCCUAAAAUUCGGCAGUAUUGGGCCUCUAGUCCCAUCCAUGCCACCCCAGCUUUUCCUUCAGUUAUGUCAAGAGACCGCUUUGAAGCAUUGCUGCGCUUUAUGCAUUUUAAUGAUAAUUUGCAGUGUCCCCCAAGCAGUGACCCCACAUAUGACCGACUGUUCAAACUGCGGCCCCUAAUUUAUUUUCUGUCUAAGAAAUUUGCAGCGGUUUAUACCCCGGACAAAAAUAUCUCUAUUGAUGAAUCCCUGAUGAAUUUUAAAGGCCGACUGCAUUUUAGGCAGUUCAUACCAUCCAAACGUGCCCGGUGUGGCAUAAAAUUUUACAAACUGUGCGAAAGCACAACAGGAUAUACAUAUGGAUUUCUGAUCUAUGAAGGGCGGGACAGACAUAUCAACCCCCAGGGCUGCCCAGACAAUCUUGGAGUCAGUGGGAAAAUUGUCUGGCAACUGAUCCAACCUCUGCUUCACCAAGGCUACAACCUUUACGUCGACAAUUAUUACAGCAGUGUGACACUUUUUAGAUCUCUCCAUGCUGCUGGCACAGGAGCAUGUGGGACCGUACGGAAAAACCGCAAAGAGUUUCCACAGCAGCUGGUGAGACAACGUUUACAGAGAGGCACAUCACUCAGUUACCAACAGGAGGAAAUGAUGGCUGUCAAAUUCUCAGACAGAAAAGAAGUCUAUAUGCUGACAACAAUCCACCCAGAGGGCACAGUGACUGUAACAGAACGGGGGUCAGCUACACCGAAGGAAAAGCCACUGUGCAUUACGGCAUACAACAAAUACAUGGGUGGAGUCGACCUCUCUGACCAGAUCUUGCAGCCCUACCUGGUGCUGAGGAAAUCUAAAACCUGGUAUAAAAAAGUGGCAAUAUAUCUUAUCCAGGUGGCAAUCCACAAUUCAUUUGUCCUUUAUAAAAAAUUUGGUGGUACUGACACCUUCCUGCAGUACCAGGAAAAAAUUAUAGAACACCUGAUGUUUCAAGAAGACCCCAGACAACCUGCAGAAUCAGAGGAUGUUAGGAGACUAACAGAAAGACACUUUUUGCGUCCUAUCCCAAUCACAGCAAGCUGCAAAUUCCCCAGGAAGAAGUGUCGUGUGUGUGGCAAAAAUGGCAAAAGAUGCCAUACUCGUUACCACUGUCCCACGUGCCCUUCCAAUCCAGGCCUGUGCCUCGACCCUUGCUUUGAAAUUUACCACACCAUCCCACAUUAUUAG